UAUAAAGGGCCGCCCGCUCGCGCUUUGCCUCAGGGCCUCGAAGACUGGCUAGCGGCGCUGUGAUGUCUUCUAAGUCGUCUAUGGUCCUGGGUUACUGGGACAUUCGCGGGCUGGCGCACGCCAUCCGCCUGCUGCUGGAGUUCACGGAUACGUGCUAUGAGGAGAAACGGUACACGUGCGGGGAAGCUCCUGACUAUGAUCGAAGCCAAUGGCUGGAUGUGAAAUUCAAGCUAGGCCUGGACUUUCCUAAUCUGCCCUACCUCAUGGAUGGGAAGAACAGGAUCACCCAGAGCAAUGCCAUCCUGCGCUACAUCGCCCGCAAGCACAACAUGUGUGGUGACACUGAAGAAGAAAAGAUUCGAGUGGACAUUGUGGAGAACCAAGUAAUGGAUCUCCGCACGAAACUGAUACGGCUCUGUUACAACUCUGACCAUGAAAAAAUGAAGCCUCAGUACUUGGAACAGCUACCUGGACAAUUGAAACAAUUCUCCAUGUUCCUAGGGAAAUACUCAUGGUUUGCAGGGGACAAGCUCACCUUUGUGGAUUUUCUCACCUAUGAUGUCUUGGAUCAGAACCGUAUGUUUGAGCCCAGGUGCUUGGAGGAGUUCCCAAAUCUGAAGGCUUUCAUGUGCCGUUUUGAGGCUUUGGAGAAAAUUGCUGCCUACAUGCAGUCUGACCGCUUCUUCAAGAUGCCCAUCAACAACAAGAUGGCCCAGUGGGGCAACAAGUGCACAUGCUGAGCAGGAGACAGGCUUGCACUUCCUGUUUUGUUCCAUCCUGUCCCUACAGGGCCUGCAUUCUAUCUUCUUUGUUCUUUUCAAUAAAUAGCACUUGUGCUGCUGGUG
Molecule: messenger RNA, 845 nt
Organism: Lemur catta (Ring-tailed lemur)
Lineage: Eukaryota; Metazoa; Chordata; Mammalia; Primates; Lemuridae
Gene: GSTM3
Product: glutathione S-transferase mu 3
Exons: 8
Coding region: 63-740 (225 amino acids)
Biological process (GO): glutathione metabolic process
Molecular function (GO): glutathione transferase activity
Source: RefSeq, a predicted model, not a curated record